This is a messenger RNA of Fundulus heteroclitus (mummichog), 2293 nucleotides long. RefSeq names its product tubby protein homolog. NCBI's taxonomy places the organism in Eukaryota, Metazoa, Chordata, Actinopteri, Cyprinodontiformes, Fundulidae. The transcript has 12 exons. Gene Ontology annotation, cellular component: cilium. The coding region runs from base 224 to 1897 and encodes 557 amino acids. Gene Ontology annotation, biological process: protein localization to cilium. The record is from RefSeq and is a predicted model, not a curated record.
CCUUUAAUCCACUUUGCCUUCUGUUUAACGCAAGUGGACAGACAGCCAUAUGGAGCUGGGUGGACCAAACACCGGCUUCUACUGUUAAUUAGGCCAAAUUAUUUCCCUCAAACAUAAAAAUCAACGGAUUCUCUCAGAAUACACGUCGACGGUGCAUUUCCCCGGUCAUUUUCAUAUGCUUCUUUUCACGCGCUGUGAUUAGACACAGCUUUCUUGCUCAGCUAUGGAGGACCCUGACAUUCGGCAACAGAAGCUGGACAACCAGCGAGCUCUUUUGAUGAAAAAGCAGCAAAAGAAGAGAGCGGACACUCAAAUGGUGGUGGCCAACAGAGAUGCUCGCCAAAAGAAUCGAAAGCACAAAACUGUGAACUCGGAAGAGAUGCCUCUACUGAUCUCUCAGUCCCUGAGCAGCACCUCACUGAGUGAUCAAGUAGAACAUGCCCAUGAUAACCCCCUGGAUGAAAUCACACUGGGUGAGGGUGACGUGAAAGCAAGCUUGGCUUUGGAUGAAAUGCCUCCAGAAAAGCCUGCUACUCCCAAAAAGAUGGAUUUAGAGAUCGACCAAGAGCCUGAGGUGAAUGGCGAAGGAGAGAAUGUGGCCCUUGAAGAGGAAAAAAAGACAACAAAGAAAGAUGUGAAAAAAGACAAAACCAAACGGGUGGAACAAACAGAAGAGGAGCUAGAAAAGGAGAAGGAGAAGAAGGAGAAAAAACCUAAGAAAAAGGACAAAGUCACAGAAUGCGUAGACACACAGAAGAAGACCAAACAAGAACGUAAAAAGAAGCAUUUGCAAGACGAUUUAGUUCCUGAGACGAAAUCAGAGGUGAAGGAGGCAACUCCACAGAAUAAACCCAAUGAAAGCGACAAAGAAGACGAGGAAGAGCCUCAGGAGCCCGAUCCCCCAUCACCCAUGAAGAGAAAAACGCUGGAUACAUCUAGGUGUCAAAUAAGCGAUGACAGCAAAGAUGAGGAAGUCCAAAAAGAAUCUAAGCAGAAGAAAGAAAAAAAAUCAAAGAAAGCAGAGAAGACCGAGUCUAGUCUUGCAUCAUACAACUCCAACUCCAGGGAGACGUCAUCGUCAUGCAGUGAACACAACGAAAGGGUGACUUCUCCGAUGUCCGUGGAGGAUCUCGAGAAGUUUGCCCUUCGUCCCGCUCCAAGAGACGUGACGAUCCAGUGCAGGGUCACAAGGGACCGGAGAGGCGUGGAGAAGGGCAUCUAUCCAACUUAUUACCUCCACAUGGAGAAAGAGGACGGCAAGAGGGUGUUUCUGAUGGCGGGCAGGAAAAGAAAAAAGUGCAAAACUUCCAACUAUCUUAUUUCCAUUGACCCAACAAAUCUAUCCAGAGAUACAAACUCCUACAUCGGAAAACUAAGGUCCAAUGUCCUGGGCACAAAGUUUACGGUCUACGAUGGAGGUGAAAACCCAGAGAAAAAACCUUUCAUUAAGGAGAGUGAGUCAGUGCGGCAAGAACUGGCAGCCAUAUGCUACGAGACAAACGUUCUGGGCUUCAAGGGUCCAAGGAAAAUGACAGUGAUCGUCCCUGGCAUGCUGGAGAACGAUGAAAGAGUGUCCAUUCGCCCCACAAAUGAGCUUGAGACUCUACUCGUCCGCCACGCCAAUGGAAACACAGACAAACUGGUGACUUUGGUGAACAAAUCCCCGAGCUGGAACGAGCAGACGCAGUCCUACGUGCUGAACUUCCACGGACGCGUGACGCAGGCCUCGGUCAAAAACUUCCAGAUCAUCCAUCCAGACAACGAGGAUUACAUUGUGAUGCAAUUUGGCCGCGUGGCGGAGGACGUCUUCUCCAUGGAUUACAGCUUUCCUAUGUGUGCCCUCCAAGCCUUUGCCAUCACGCUCUCGUCCUUUGACGGCAAGCUGGCAUGCGAGUAAGCCUGCCCAAAGUGCUUGACGAGAUGCGUAGACGGCACAGGACAUGUACUAGUUGAAACUGAAGCUACACCCAUUAUUUAACACUUGACUAUGCUUCAAUGGUACAUACUGCACACGCAACUCAAAUCAUGCCAGAGACUUGGAAUGGGGAGUCUUCUUUAGAUUUUUUUUUAAAUUUUUCAUAUUUUAAUUGAAAUACAGUACAGUAUUAUGUAAGUUUAUGUAACGUUUCACAUUUCACAAAUGUACACUGUACUGUACUAUGCUUUUUAAUAAGAAAUCUGAAAAGGAAAAUAUGAAUAUCAUGUAUUUUUUUUUUUUUGAAUGGUAGAAAAAGAACAUCUGUCUUUCUUAAUGUCUGACUGUUUAAUUUUAUAAUAAAAUGCUUGAUAUUUA